GUCUCUCUCGUAGAUUUGUAUCAUUGAUUCCAAAAGCAUAUACUAUCUAGCAUGAUGUGAGUGUUAUUGUUCCUUUAAUUAGACUCGAUACAUUCCUUUAAUUAGACUUGGUCAUAAUUAAAGGAAUAAUAACACUCUGUGAUAUAUGAAAAGCAUAUAAAUGGUAUUAAGUAAGAAUCGAACCUGUGACCUUUAAGAAGUUAAGCUGGCUUGGAAAGGUGUAUGAGGUGGUCGUCCACUAAUUAGAUUCAGAGAGUCAGGACUUGAUCCAACGAUUAACGCAAAAUCAUUUGCACGUUCUACGCAACUCCAUAAUUUCAAUUCCUCUCGACGUUUCACGGCGAAGCUUCAGAUCUACUUUUCCCCAGCUCAGUAUGGAGACGGUUGAUUCUCGGAACAAAUUGCAUUCCCGGUUACGUUUAUGGGAAUUCCCCGAUCAGUACAUCAUCGAGCCAGCUGAUGGCUCAGGCUCUUCAUGUUUGGAUAUUAGUCGUGUUGAUGCUUCCAUGAAGCUCAUCGAUCAAGUCCCAGAAAGCAAUUCCGUGCGUGUCCCUAAAAUCCGUUCCAUUUUUGGUGUGGUUGGGAUGUUGAAGCUCCUUGCAGGAUCAUACUUGGUGGUUGUAACUGAGAGUGAACGUGUUGGAUCGUUUCUGGGGCAUCCUAUAUUCAAAGUUACAACGCUUAAGGUUCUUCCUUGUGAUCAUUCACUUAAAAACUCGCCUGAAGAACAGAAAAAGAUGGAGACCGAGUUCUCCAAGCUCUUAAGUGUAGCAGAAAAGACAACUGGUCUCUAUUUCUCAUAUGAAGUUAACUUAACAUUGAGCUCACAACGCUUGCAUGAAAUGGGUGAUGAGUCUAAGUCACUUCCUCUGUGGAGACAGGCUGAACCGAGGUUUCUUUGGAACAAUUACAUGUUGGAAGUUCUCAUCGAUAAUAAGCUUGAUCAGUUCUUGCUUCCAGUAAUUCAAGGGAGCUUUAAUAGCUUUGAAACAGCCAUUGGAAGAGAUAUUGUUGACAUUACUCUGAUUGCUAGGAGAUGCACUAGGAGAAACGGUACACGUAUGUGGAGAAGAGGAGCGGAUCUUGAUGGCUAUGUUGCUAAUUUUGUGGAGACUGAGCAAAUUGUACAGAUGAAUGGGUAUACGUCAUCAUUUGUUCAGGUCAGAGGAUCCAUGCCUUUUAUGUGGGAGCAGGUUGUAGAUCUGACUUACAAGCCCAAGUUUGAAAUUGUCCAACCUGAAGAAGCUAAACGGAUAGCUGAGCGUCACUUUUUGGACCUUAGGAAAAAAUAUGGAUCAGUUUUGGCAGUUGAUCUCGUUAACAAGCAAGGCGGUGAGGGGCGCUUAUGCGAGAAGUAUGCUACUGUUAUGCAACACAUUACUGGGGAUGAUAUAAGGUACCUGCACUUUGAUUUCCAUCAAAUUUGUGGGCAUAUUCAUUUUGAGCGCUUAUCAAUUCUGUACGAGCAGAUCGAGGGUUUUCUCGAAAAGAAUGGGUACUUUCUGUUGAAUGAAAAGGGUGAGAAAAUGAAGGAGCAGCUUGGUGUUGUCCGAUCAAACUGCAUAGAUUGCUUAGACCGUACAAAUGUUACCCAGAGCAUGAUAGGUCGAAAGAUGUUAGAAGUUCAACUCAAAAGGAUUGGAGUUUUUGGCGCUGAAGAAACCAUAAGCUCACAUCUGAAUUUUGACGAACACUAUAAAAUAUUAUGGGCUAAUCAUGGUGAUGAAAUCAGCAUUCAGUACUCUGGUACUCCUGCACUUAAAGGAGAUUUCGUUAGGUAUGGGCAUCGGACUGCCCAUGGUGUCCUUAAAGAUGGUUGGAGCUCCCUCAGACGCUAUUACCUGAAUAACUUUGCUGAUGGAACUAAGCAGGAUGCAAUUGAUCUCUUGCAAGGGCACUACAUAGUUGCUGUGAGCCGAGACAUGGCUCCUGUACCUCAAAAGGGAGGCCUUGAGGCUGUAGCCAACUUCCCAGUGGCAUUGUUCGUGGUUCUGAUGAGUUUCUGGUUUGCAACAAUGUCUCUAAAACAAACUGGGAGUGAUUAUAAGCAUAAGCACUUGUUCUUCUCAUUGUUGUGGACGGGAAUUUGCGUGGGCAUGGCUGCACUGGUGAGGGCCAAUGGCAGGAUCUUCUGUAACCGACCUCGUCUGCACAAGCCCAGAGGCUGAUUCAUUUCGUGAGAUCAAUUAAUUAAAGACAUGGAACUCAAGUCGGAGACAAAAGUUUUCUCCCUUCGAUUGUUUUAUUUUAUUGUAUCAAAAUUGGACCUUGUGACACCAUCUAGAGGCAAUUGUCUCAGGUUUGGAUCCCUCAUGAUUUAAUACUCCCACAGCCAUCAAAUGACUCGAUACAGUUACACAUCUUUCUUCAUGUUCAUUCUAUGAUUACUCGGUCCGACAAAUGGCUUUCUAAAUCCCUACUUCUUGUUGAGUGAUUCCAUUGUAGAAUUCAUCAUGAGGCAUG
Messenger RNA from Arabidopsis thaliana (thale cress), 2463 nucleotides. It is a transcript of the gene RHD4, whose product is annotated as Phosphoinositide phosphatase family protein. The coding region runs from base 375 to 2168 and encodes 597 amino acids. The transcript is spliced from 21 exons. NCBI's taxonomy places the organism in Eukaryota, Viridiplantae, Streptophyta, Magnoliopsida, Brassicales, Brassicaceae. The record is from RefSeq and is marked reviewed. Gene Ontology annotation, cellular component: cytoplasmic vesicle membrane; endoplasmic reticulum membrane. Gene Ontology annotation, molecular function: phosphatase activity.